UCAUGAUCAUCGUGAGCAUCCCAAAAAACGUCCACAGUGAAGUGUAAAAGAAAAGCAUAACAGACAUGAAGUUAUUCGGAAUAAUAGUCCUUGUUGCUCUGUUGAUGGUAGCCUCUGUUACAAUGCCAGUUGCUGCCUAUGGAAAAUAUGGAAAAUAUGGAAAAUACGGAAAAUAUGGCAAAGGUUAUAAAGGGUAUGGAGGAAAAUAUGGUGGAAGGUACCAUGGUGGUAAAUAUGGUGGUAAAUAUGGCGGUAAAUAUGGUUACCCUGGUGGAAGUUACCGAUAUAGAGGAUGAGGUUGAUACUUUCAAGACAGAAAUCUUGUCUGCGUUUUGGAAAUGAAUAAAAUUAUCAUUUAUUUUCA
Mytilus californianus (California mussel) is the source of this 364-nucleotide messenger RNA. RefSeq names its product protein suex-1-like. The transcript has 3 exons. NCBI's taxonomy places the organism in Eukaryota, Metazoa, Mollusca, Bivalvia, Mytilida, Mytilidae. Bases 66 to 296 code for a protein of 76 amino acids. The record is from RefSeq and is a predicted model, not a curated record.